Molecule: messenger RNA, 405 nt
Organism: Paramuricea clavata
Lineage: Eukaryota; Metazoa; Cnidaria; Anthozoa; Malacalcyonacea; Plexauridae
Source: the annotation of a GenBank genome assembly
AUGGUUGAUGGAAUUGUUACAGAAUAUUUAUAUAUUAAUCGUGGUGUUCCUCAUGAUAUUAAAACUGCUGAUCCUAGUAAUGCGUUAGUCAAAUUUGCUGACGAUUUGACGUUAGGAGUGCCUGGCAACGAAAGUGGUGACACAUCUCGAUCUGAAGCUGCCUGUUUACAGGAUUGGGCGGAAGAGAAUAGAAUGCCCUUAAAUUUGGAAAAAACGUACGAAAUGGUUGUUCGCAGACACACCUCUGUAGCUUUGCCCCAACUUAUCCCUUCAAUUAAGCGAAAAACAUGGCUAAAGCUUUUAGGAGUUACUCUACAAGAUAACCCGUGCAAUUGGGAUUUGCACUUUGAAGAAAUGCUCAAAAAAGCAAGUGGACGAAUGUACAUUAUGAGAGUUUGCAAAUAA